UUACAGGCUGUAAGAAUUGAACACUGUGAGCGAGUUCAUGUGAUUACAGCAGCAAAACGAAUCUGCAUUGCUAACUGCCGUGAAUGCAUGUUUUUUCUUGGGGUAAACCAGAGACCACUUAUUGUUGGUGAUAACCAUAAGUUACAGGUGGCACCCUACAAUACAUUUUACGGUCAGUUGGAGGAGCACAUGAAUGAAGUUGGGAUUGAUGCUACUAUCAACAGAUGGAAUGAACCCCUGGCACUUGGAGUGGUUGAUCCACAUGAUUCGUUAUCUCAUCCAGCAGGUGUCUCUGAUGCUCAAGCUGAGUCUGGUUCACACUUAGACCCUGAGCAGUUCACAAAUUUUUUGAUUCCAAACUGGUAUGGAGGUGAAUCAGAGGGCUCCACAAAAGACAACCCAUUUCCAUUACCAGAUAUUUAUGUGGCAUCCCAGCAUAGAAAUCAGAACAAUUUAGGGGAGGUAAAGCAAUUAUUGAGGGAAGCACCUCUUGAAGAAAACAAAAAACGGGAAUUAUCCACUGCUCUUCACGUAUAUUUUAAAGACUGGUUGUAUGCUUCUGGAAACAUCCGUCAGCUUUAUUGCCUACAAGGAGAAUGAUUUUUGCGUCAUAAUGCUGUGGAACAACCAAGAGUGGUAUAGAAAGAAGCUUUCUGGUUUUAUCUUUCAAUCCUACCA
Molecule: messenger RNA, 678 nt
Organism: Prunus avium (sweet cherry)
Lineage: Eukaryota; Viridiplantae; Streptophyta; Magnoliopsida; Rosales; Rosaceae
Source: RefSeq, a predicted model, not a curated record